This is a messenger RNA of Trichomycterus rosablanca, 1520 nucleotides long. It is a transcript of the gene ppp1r11, whose product is annotated as protein phosphatase 1, regulatory (inhibitor) subunit 11. NCBI's taxonomy places the organism in Eukaryota, Metazoa, Chordata, Actinopteri, Siluriformes, Trichomycteridae. The coding region runs from base 231 to 596 and encodes 121 amino acids. The transcript is spliced from 3 exons. The record is from RefSeq and is a predicted model, not a curated record. Gene Ontology annotation, molecular function: protein phosphatase 1 binding; protein serine/threonine phosphatase inhibitor activity. Gene Ontology annotation, cellular component: nucleus.
GCCCGGGAGUGGUCCGUCUGCAAAUAGUUUCCCCCCGAUCUGCGGUCAGAGUGCAGAUUGAUUGAAACGGUCUAACGCUGCUGGUCAGUUCAGUUUGUUUGUUUUACUACAUUAGUGCGGUAUACCGAGCAGCACUGCGAUAAAUACAAUUAUUAUUUUAUUACUAAACAGGGCGGUAAACAUCAGUUAGCUUAGCUUAGCUUAGCAUAGCGUAGUACGCUAGGUUUGCUAUGGCGGAGGUAGCGGGUCCGUCCAGUGAGACCAUUACAGAGACAGUUCAGACCGGGACGCCUCCACCACCACAGCAGGAGGGCAGAAGCUUGACCAUUAAGCUCCGAAAAAGGAAGACCGACAAGAAGGUCGAGUGGUCCAGUGACACGGUGGACAACGAGCACUUGGGCCGGAGGUCAUCGAAGUGUUGUUGCAUUUACGAAAAGCCCAAGCAGUUCGGCGAGUCCUCCACAGAGAGCGAGGGAGAGGAUGACGAAGGCUGCGGCAGCGCACACUGCAUCCUCGGCCACGCGAGAGGACACGGGCCGAGAGGUGCCGGCGAAAACGCAGCUCCCCCCAGUUCCGGCGGCGCCAAGCCUCACUAAUCAGGAACGAAAGCGCCCUUGAUCUGUUGGCAAGAGGAAAGGGGCGUGUGGACGGGUUCAUAAUCUUACAUUCUGCUACUCACACAUAUUGCGUUGCUGUUUCAUAUUGCUGGUUGAUGAGUGGACGAUUGUAAGAGCUGCAGGAUGAGACUUUCUGCCGUCCGUCCUGUGAUGUGGUCGAUGCGCAGGACGAACCGUCCUCGCUGCCCGAAUGCUGUUAAGAUUUGUUGUAUAUAAUACAUGAGUUUUUAAUUUCUUCAUGUUUAUUUUUGUAAAUCGUUCUGUAUUUAUUUGUCAGACUGAAAUAUGAUUCAUUUCUACACAUCUUUUCUUCUCUUAAUGCAAGAAUUAAGGGAGCUAACGAAUCCUGACCUAGUGGUCGUGCUGUCAAGUCGCAGAAAAUCCCAGAAAACGUCGCGUUUGGUGCUUCUCACAGUUAGAAAACAGGGUUUCCAUUCCAAAGACUUCAACCCGAGAGACCAGAAUGCUCAAUAUGAGCGACGUUAACGUCGGAUCGAAGUAGUAUUAGAUACAGCCAGCACUGCUUUUUUUAUUCCUUCAUUAAUCUAAAAUAAAAAAAAAAAUGUAAUCUUAGCUUCGUCGUGAUGCUUCUCGAUCAGAAACGUCAGUGAUCGUUCGUACCGUCGCUCAUCCAUCUCCGCUUUAUCGUUUCAAAUUGUGACACUACUGAUUCCUUUCGACAAUCAGACGAGUAAAGCUAAUAAGACGUUCGUGCAUGUACGUUUAAGAGCCGGGAAGCUUCGCAAACGGCAGAUUAAAAAGACGGCUGGAAUGAAAACUGUAGUAUUACUCACACCGACUCGAGCUGCUUCUGUGUUUGAAAGAGCCGCCGGAGGCGAAAUGAUGUUAAAUCCAAGUGAUGUCAGCAUGUUCAGUAAUACACUAAAUAAAAGGUAUUUGGUA